AGGAACAAACAUUUCUUUAUCUUAAUUGGUCCAUUCAAGUUUUAGUCCACGAAUAAGAUUUUUGAACGCAUCUAUAAAAUUUACAGCGCACUUUGACAUUUCGAUCAAUCGAUUGUCCGGCUUGCAUUUGAUUGGUUGGAUUUCCGAGUCGGAACUGACCGAUAUGUGGUUGCGUUGUGUGUAUAUAAAUUUGUAUGUGUGAGAAUUUAUCGUUGCAGAGAGAGGAUGUGAAAUGUUAUAACAGGCGUCAAUAACGGUGUAAAUUAAGAUAAAUUUGAGAAAUACGCCAUGGCUGACUCGUCGUACGAAAAAGGAUUGACCGAACUGUCAAAAAUGAAGGUGGCUGAUCUGAGGAUAGAAUUAAAGCAAAGAGGACUUUCUUCUGUGGGCAACAAAAACGAAUUGGUAGAAAGGCUUCAGUUGGCAAUCCAGGGAGAUUCUGCAUUAUCCUUGGAUGAAACUACAGAAGAAAUUUUAGAUGAAGAUGAAGUACUUGGAGAUGAAGAAAUAGAAGAAUUAUCCAGUAAACCAGAUUCACAGGUGCUACCUGAGAAACGAAAAUUGUCUGUGGAGAGCAAUAAUACCAAUGCGAAAAAAAUAGUCCUGAACCGCAAACCUGUACUGGAAGAAAUUAAAAACGAUCAAGUGGAAAAAAAUGAAAAUAAAACUGUAAAAGAAUCUGAUGAUGCACCACCAGAGAAAAAGAUUAUUAAACUAUCAGAACUUAGCACAAAAGAGAGAUUAGAGAUGAGAGCUAAGAAAUUUGGAAUGCCAUUAACUGAGGCUGCAAAAAAGGAAGCUAGGUUAGCUCGAUUUAACAUCAAUAAUCAAAAUAAUAAAUCAGCUGCAUCUAUAAAAACACCUGUGAAUACUACUUACGAAACAUUGAAGAAACGUGGCGAAAGGUUUGGAACCUCUGUAUCUAGUGUGAUGGAAAAAGCUGAAUUGGCUGAACGAUUGGAAAAAAGAAAAGCUAGAUUUGGUGAAGUACAGCCCAACGAGAGUAAAGUAUCUUACAAUAAAGUCAAGAUUUGCAUCGACAUGGAGUUAUUUAAGUUAUUAAUAUAUGUUGUAUCGAGUUUGUAUGCACUUUCCUCGAAUGUUUAUUGCGACGAGACGGAUGCAUUCGAUGAUGUCACGCCGCCUAUACACGAACUGAAAAAUAUACAUCAUUUUUUUUAUAAGUCUGAAGAAAAGGAUCUUUCUAGUCUAGCAAUGCAAGCAAAAAGGAGUGAUCAAUCUGCAUUGGCACAAUCGUGUAGCUGUAAAGAAUUAGACGAACAAAAUACUCAGGGAGCAGUCUUUUAUAAACGUUUGAUUGCUAUAUUAUUAUCAAAUCUUGCCAUGCAGAAAGUUGACGACAAGUUAAUUGGAACGAUCAAUGUAGAAGCAUCCUUAUCACAACUUGAAUAUCUUAAGAAUUUUAUAAAUGGCCAAGGAUCUAUAAGAGAAGUUGAUAGAAUUCUGGACAAUGUCAUAAAACAACAAUCUGAUUACUCUAUGUGUUACCAUAUGGCGGAAAUUUCUCAUUAUUGUCAUUUAUUAUUAAAGUAUUUAAUGAAUUAUUUGUUAAUCAUGAAAGAUCAUUGGGACAUAACUAUAAUCUUCUUAAUAAUCGUAUUCAGUUUUAUGAUGUUGAUGAGAAGACAAAGAUGGUCAGGAGGUUUAAUUAUGUUUUUAUUGAUUGAGAUCAUAUUUAUAAUAAGUUUUUUCAUAACUUGGUGGCGACUUAUACAGGAAGCAGAAAUUAAAUUAAUGGCUGCUCAAGCACAAUUUGCAGAAAUGCCAAUUGCUUGUCAGCCACAUAAAAUGGGUCUCUGGCACAAAAUAUAUGCAUCAAUUUUUGCUUCGAACGAAUGUGAAAAGUACUAUGAAUCAAUUAUGACGAAUCCUAGAUUGCAAGUGACACCAGCAUAUGCAUUGACAUACUUUCUUAGUACAGUCAUUUUUCAACCAUUUUCAUAUUUUGGACUUGUUAUGUCUGAAUUUAUAGAUAAUGCUACAAGUAAACUGAACUUUGUUUCUAAAACUACCAUCACAUUCGUUCUUUUCUUAACUUUCUGCAUAUGCAUAAUAUUAUUACCAUUUUCCUUGAUUGGCGGAUCUAUUAACUUUGGUGUGGGACCAUUCUUCAAAUUUGGAAUAAAGGGUAAAGAAAACAAUUCCAAUAAAAAACAAGAACGCAUUGAACGGAUUUACGAGGUUACUUCGCCUAAAAAACGACUGAAUGAUUCAGAGAUGAUGGAGCAAAUUACAUGGGAGCAGCAAGAUAAAGAUCCUGCUGGAGGCGAUGCUGGCAUUGGAAUACAUCAUCCGAGUGAGAAACAUAUAAAGUGCAAAUGUAAAAAUAAAAAUGUAGAUGAAAGUAUUAAGUGUAAAAAAAGAGAGGAGAGAGAUGACACGAUUGUUAACGAUUGUUAACUUCUCUCACACUGCCAUAUGUACAGUGCUGUUACAGAAAUUUAAUAGAUUGCUUGAUUAUUUA
Messenger RNA from Nylanderia fulva, 2485 nucleotides. RefSeq lists its product as uncharacterized. The record is from RefSeq and is a predicted model, not a curated record. Gene Ontology annotation, molecular function: chloride channel activity. Gene Ontology annotation, cellular component: membrane; endoplasmic reticulum. NCBI's taxonomy places the organism in Eukaryota, Metazoa, Arthropoda, Insecta, Hymenoptera, Formicidae.